AUGUCAUCUCUUUCGAGCCAACUACAAUCUCUUCGGACGGCAACUGCUCAACAUCAAACUGUAGAAAGAAAGCAUGUAUCACUACUGUUUGAGAAGGCAGAGGCACGCACCGUUGACAGAGAAUCUGCUUUCCAAAUUGGGUGUGCUGGGCUUCAGAAGCUGAAGCAGUUGGACCCGAUAUUUGAAACGUCCAAUGAUCUUUUUGACGAAUCACGAUUGCAUUUCCAACGUUCUAUGAUUACUAAGGAAGAAAAUGCCCUGCUUAACGAAAAACUAGAGAAGUUAUUAUUCCACCUUUCUCCGUAUCUGCAGCACUUUGCGUGCCAACAAGUUUUGGAGUGGCUAGUAUUCAAGUACCAAAUUUAUUCGUAUAAUGCUGAGGCGAUGAUUUUGACUUUUCUCCCAUUUCACGAGACAAACUUUUUCGGUCGACUCCUCUCUGUUGUUGAAUAUAAUUUUACAGCUUCGAAGGAUUGGGGAUUUUUAGAAGAUUUUUGCAAGAAGAGUUACCCAGUUCCUUUCAGUGCGAUUCUAAAGAAUACCUUGUCAAGUAAUCACUCUUUGAUAACGAAGAUCGCUGAUCAUAUCAACCGAGGGAUACAAUUGGUUGGAGAGGAAUUCAUGGAAGGAAGGUGUUAUAUGUUAUUCACUUUCUAUGCUAAACUGCUUGUUUGUGCAUUAGAAGAAUCUACAAAACUUAAUGAUGUUCUACUUUCAAAAAUUAUUCCUCUUAUUGCUGUCGGGCUUAGGAGCGGCCUUCCUUCUUUCCGACAAGCCUCUUUAAUAGUGAUUUGCGAGUUAGCGACCUCUACUAAGCUUACUCCAGAUAUCGUUUCCCCUCUUAUUAAACUGAUAUUGAUGAAGUUUCGCAAGAAUUCUCUUGAGAGCUCUCUUUCUACGUUGAUAGUGCUCUGUCAGCGGCAAACUCCGGACAGUUUCUCAAUCAAAGCAACGUUGAAAACACUGCGUAACGCUGGCGAUCUCGAAAUAUGGCUUUUAGUGAAAGAUUUAUCGAGGAAUACAGAUCUCACGGAAUUUUUAAAGGCUUUAUGGAAUACUUUGUUUUCUGUUGCAAGUGAAGAUUCCUACAUAUCCGAUCACAAAGAGUGUUUGCGUGGACUACGAGAAACCUCCGAUCCAGAGAUAUUGAGUGAUUCACAGGCAAUGUUCUUCCUUUCGAAGCUGCUCGAAUACGCAGAUGUGCAUUCUCUUCAUACCAACAAAAAGUUCUGUAAACAUGUCUGCUCUCUGGUGGCUCGUUUCUCUGACCAGUGGAUGGAACUCCGUUUGGAGUGGACUUCAAGAGAUGAAGCUGUUCUCUCGAAAGUCACAAAUCUUUAUCAGCUUGAAAAGUUCACGAUCAUACCACAAGGAGAGGCGAAAAGAAAACGGAUGCGACGUCGUUCCAAUUCAAUGCGAAAAAGCACCUCGGAAAUCCCGUCAGCGAGCAAGCUUUCAAACGAGGAAAGUGUUGCUCUCCGGGCUGAGGAAAUGGCCGCCGCAUCUGAAUUCGCUCGACGGGAAUCGUUUUCCGGUGACCCUAUACGAAAGGCCAGAGAAUGGAUAAGCAAGAAGGAUUGGGAAAAUGUGUCAUGGGCUUUCGAUGAAAUGAGUUCUCGAAAGUCGUACUUUGUCAAUAAAGCUGGUGAAGAUGUUGAAGAUUUUGCAUUGGAGGUCAUCAAGAUCAUCGUUGAAUCCCCAGAAAAUCCGGUCUUUAGCGCCGCCAGCUCAUCAUUUGCUAAGGCAAAUUUCCGGCCCGAAUUCGUGGCUAAGUUGUUGGUGCGUCAUGAAGAUACCGAACCUUGUGAUAAAAAACCAAGGUCCUUGAGUUCAACAAAGGUGUUUUCCGAGGUUUUCAAAUCCGAAACUACUGAACAUUUUGAAAGAAGGCUUACGUUUGUCGUCGAAAUGCUAACUAAAAUGCUCCACGUUCCUGUGGACCCACGAGUGAUUGCCGUCCUAUUUGGACUGAUCAAAGAGUUUGGAGAAAGGAACGAUACAAUAACGCAGCGCGUGAUAAAUCUUCUGCUGAAAAUCUUCAAAUCAACAGGCAAGUACAGGAUUUUGGCUGCUGACUUGAAGAUGGAUAUCGUAGUCGAAAUGAUGCGUAACACUCAUAGUCAUCAUAUCCUUAGAGAUUCUCUGCGGUUGCUCACUGCAGCUGUGCGAAUAUCACCGGCAAGCGUUACUUCUCAUGUGAUGUCUGUGUUUACAUUUAUGGGGAACGGGUUGCUUCGCAAGGACAAUGAAUUGACUCUCAGAAUAAUAGAAGAUACAGUUGAAGGACUUUUCCAAGCUGUGUGCGAAGAAACCGGGAAGCUGUUUUCAAUGGAGGAAAUGCGGGUACGUCUCAUUGGGGUAGCAAAAGUAUUUGCCGCUUCUGUUUGCGAUAUUCCUGCUCAUCGGCGAGCACGCAUAGCGCAUGCAAUAGCGCGUGCUGUGAAGCAUCUCAACGUGUGGAUUGUAGUCGGAGUUCUUCUUGAGCACUUUUGUGCGAGAUGGCAGCGCUCGGCAGGUGAUGUCAGCAAGCGUUCUGCAGAACAAGACGCCUUUGAAGAUCUUGCUUUCGAACUAUUCAUGGGGAUUGAUCCCGUGUUUCAGCUUUGUGCAGCAGUAGAUCUUGUGCAGUUUAUUAUUAGGCUGGGAAGCGAUUGUUCACCCGAAUCAGGAGCGUCAAGCUUGGACCAUUCAGUAUUCGACAGAUCGAAAUACUCAUUGCCAAAACUUCGUCACUUUCGUUUUGUUACGAUUGGGCUAGUCGUUAAAGUUCUCAGUAACAGGAAAUUAUAUGAAAAGCUUGGGCCACUAGAUGACAAACUCCUCUAUCAGUCAAUGCUCCCUAUUGGGAAACGCAUGAUGACAGCUUCGGUUGACUUGGCUGAGUUUGUCGAGAAGGAAAGUGCUACGGCUGAACAAGGAAACGAACUUCAAACUGUCCGUUACUGGGUUGCCUUUUCUUCUCGAGCAGAGACCGUUUCUGAAAAGCUUCGUCACUUCAUGCCUGGUGGGGUGGCAGCUACAAUCAUAAAUGAUAUCUUGGAAGACAACGCAGCAGAUUUGAGGAUGCGGGAGAAAGCUCUUCAACUUGCAAAUCUGAAAUUGAUACACGAUGGUUUUUUUUACUCUGAAAGUGGUAUUAACGAGGAACAUCUUAUCAGGAUGGCAGUCGUUCUCAAUAAGUGGCUGGUGAAGGAGAAAUCCGACCGUGAAAAAAUUACAUUAUGUCAAAAUGCUGCAUUCACGCUGAAGUUGGUGGCCAAACGCCUCCCGUGCCAGACGGACUCUACGACACUAGCCGAAACCAUGUGCAAAUGCACAAAUCUAGUAGCGGAGUAUCAGUCACUAGACGAGUACAUGGUGGGAAAUGUCUUGCUUCUUGCUGGAGAACUUAUAAGAUCUCACAAUAUGAGAACUACUAUGGUUUCGGCGAUCCCACUACUGAAGACAUGUCUUUGUAUCUUGAAUGAGUGUGCUUUGAAUCAGAAGGCCUUGGCAGACCCAUUCAUAGAACAUGUGAGUGGAGAUAUGAGUACUAGACGUCGUCGAAUCAGACAGCAGUCCUUUAGUGGCAAAAAACUGGGCACUUCUACGCUUCUGAUAUGUGCAUUAACCUGUACGCAACGUGUCCUCGACCAAUUCGCUCCAUUUGUAUCGCAGUUGAUUCCAGAAAUUCUAGUCCAUUAUUGCCGUUUGUGCGGACGGCAGAGUGAAUCCAAUACAACUACAAAUGUAAAUAUUGUUGACAAGUCCUCUAAUAUGCAAACUUCCAAUAGCAUUCAGCACAGACUCAAUCUCAUCCGCACUGCUCUACUCAAAUUGGAAGUGCGGAUUGUAGGAGAACAUUUUGCGAAGGCAGUCAUUCAACUCAGCGAAGAAGAGAAACCAUUGAUUGUACUUUUCUCUCUGCUUGGAAAUUAUUUUGGUCAAAACAAUCGUGUUAUCAUCACACAAAUCAGGAAUAACCUUGUGCAAAACGUGUUCAUGAAAGGUCUCACUUAUCGUGCCCACGAAAGGAACAUUGAGAAUAUGGGGAAAAUCGAAAAUGUGGAACGCAGUGUCUUCUCAUCUAUUUUGGAAAUGGCAGAAGUAUUAACGGAAAACACUCUUCGAUCAGUUGUAAACUUUCUGAUAGAUUGGGCAGAGCAAGGUUUAAAGCUGAGCGCAACUCGCGAUGAACGCUGCCGUCUUAUAACGGUGUUCAUGUUUGCAAACAGUUUCUACGACUCUUUCAAUUCGCUUGCGUUGCCAUACUUCGGAAAGCUUAUAGAGAUGUCUGUGAAGGUGCUGAAUUCUUGCAAUGCUACAAUUACGGAUGAUCCUUCUCUAUUGCUGUUAUAUGGUAAGAAGGACACCAUGGAAGGAAGGGAGACUGACUCUCUUUUAACAGCCACAAUAGAUUUUGUGGGUAACUGCGCGCGGCAUAGAGAAUUCUUUACAGAGGAUCGAGCAAAGUUACUCGUAGAACCUCUCACCAAUGAGAUAGUGAACAGCAAAGUCGCUGGACACGAGAAAAGAUGCGUUCCUCACUUGUCGGAUACCCUCUAUCGAGUGUCGGACGCUCAUCCAGACAUCUUUCAGGCCAUCUUGGACAAAGUACUACUUAAAACAAGAAGUGGCAGAGCAAAGAUUCGAUAUCGCGCUUUGCUCGUAGUGGAGGCCAUCUUCGAUAAAGUUGGAGAUGGUAUAGCACCUCAUCUGCCCAUGGUGAUGCCGUUCCUUAGUGAACUUCUUGAAGAUGAGAAUUGCGGUGUUGAAGAACAGUGUGAUCGCGUUGUUCGGCUGCUCCAAAACAAAUUCGGGGAAAAUAUAUGUGAAGGUUUCACGUAG
Messenger RNA from Necator americanus (New World hookworm), 4827 nucleotides. RefSeq lists its product as uncharacterized. The record is from RefSeq and is a predicted model, not a curated record. Gene Ontology annotation, cellular component: t-UTP complex; 90S preribosome; small-subunit processome. Gene Ontology annotation, molecular function: snoRNA binding. The coding region runs from base 1 to 4827 and encodes 1608 amino acids. Gene Ontology annotation, biological process: maturation of SSU-rRNA from tricistronic rRNA transcript (SSU-rRNA, 5.8S rRNA, LSU-rRNA); positive regulation of transcription by RNA polymerase I. Lineage: Eukaryota; Metazoa; Nematoda; Chromadorea; Rhabditida; Ancylostomatidae. The transcript has 39 exons.